Messenger RNA from Benincasa hispida (wax gourd), 1303 nucleotides. It is a transcript of the gene UBC32, whose product is annotated as ubiquitin-conjugating enzyme 32. Lineage: Eukaryota; Viridiplantae; Streptophyta; Magnoliopsida; Cucurbitales; Cucurbitaceae. The record is from RefSeq and is a predicted model, not a curated record.
CUCUACGGUUUGGCUUUGAUUUCGAUUCAAAUCCUCUCGUUUGGUUCCGGGGGUCGCUUCUUUUUCUUUUUCGAUCAGAUAAUUGUAGUCCUGUGAUCGGGUGGUGGUUGCAGUUGGAUCGGAUCUGCGAUUGAAUUGCGAAGCUAUGGCGGAGGAUAAGUACAAUCUAAAGAACCCUGCGGUGAAGAGGAUCCUUCAGGAGGUCAAGGAGAUGCAGGCUAAUCCUUCUGACGAUUUCAUGAGUCUUCCUCUUGAGGAGAAUAUAUUUGAAUGGCAAUUUGCCAUCCGCGGACCUGGUGAUAGUGAAUUUGAGGGUGGGAUAUAUCAUGGACGUAUCCAAUUGCCAGCAGAAUAUCCAUUCAAGCCACCUUCAUUCAUGUUGUUAACCCCGAAUGGUCGCUUUGAAACCCAAACGAAGAUAUGUUUGAGCAUAUCAAAUCACCAUCCAGAGCAUUGGCAACCAUCAUGGAGUGUGCGUACUGCAUUGGUUGCAUUAAUUGCUUUCAUGCCCACAAACCCAAAUGGCGCUCUUGGUUCCCUGGACUACAAGAAGGAAGAAAGGCGAGUAUUGGCCAUCAAAUCUCGAGAAGCACCCCCAAAAUUUGGUACUCCUGAACGUCAAAAGCUAAUUGACGAGAUUCAUGAAUAUAUGCUGAGUAAGGCGCCGCCUGUCCCUCAAUCGGGUUCUUCAGAUGUCUCCGGGGAGAAACCCACCAAUGAAGAGGCUGAUGUCCAGGUAACUUCUGAACCUGCUGAACUUGCAGCUUCUGGGGAAGAGCUGCAGAAUCCACCUGCAAAUGACAGGGUCGUUGAGGAAGUAGUACCAGAAGUCCGACCAGAAGUGGUUGCGAGAGUGGCAAGAGAGGUGCCAUCUAGUCGCCCUCCCGCUCAGGCCGAGCAGCGGAGGCUAGAGACGGGAGUUCAUAAACCAGCUGAUGACCGGUUGUUCACAUGGGCUGCUAUCGGUCUCACUCUUGCAAUUGUUGUUCUUUUGCUGAAGAAGUUCAUGAAAGCAAGCGCUCAUGGUUCUGUCUUCAUGGAUGAAUCUUAGAUUACAGAUAUAUUUGUUGGUUGAUAGCUUUGCUAUGAGACACGGGUCUUAAUGUGUAUUAAUAGUUUUAGCGUAAAUUCAAUUGGCUUAUCAUUCGACAAAGAAAAAAGCGAUCUUAUGUGUUAUGGUGCCGCCGUCUCCAUUAUUUGUAGUUAAAUAAUAACAUAAGCAAAAUUGCUUGGCUCAAAGAGUGUGCCUACAAACCAUUUCAUUACCUCGUUGUCUGUUUUAUGUACAAGGUAUUAUUUGCUA